Messenger RNA from Chondrus crispus (carragheen), 1148 nucleotides. RefSeq lists its product as hypothetical. Gene Ontology annotation, biological process: protein deubiquitination. Gene Ontology annotation, cellular component: nucleus; cytosol. The record is from RefSeq and is a predicted model, not a curated record. Bases 1 to 1086 code for a protein of 361 amino acids. Gene Ontology annotation, molecular function: cysteine-type deubiquitinase activity; cysteine-type endopeptidase activity. The transcript has 4 exons. Lineage: Eukaryota; Rhodophyta; Florideophyceae; Gigartinales; Gigartinaceae.
AUGGGUUCUGUCAAUUCCACUGGAAAUAAGUGGGAAAGGACCUUAGCCGCUGAUCUCCCGGAAGAUGAAAAGUAUUUCGGCCUCGAGAACUUUGGGAACACCUGCUACUGCAAUUCCGUUCUGCAGGCGCUCUACUUUUGCGAACCGUUUCGAAAAGCUGUCCUCGAUUAUGCGGGGGAGCGGCGAAUAUCACAAAGCGUCGCCGUCGAGACCACCGAAGCUGCGUCGUCAGCUAGUGAAACAAUGCUUACUGCUUUGGCCGAUUUGUUUACUCAAAUAGCGACGCAGAAGAAGCGGACGGGUACCGUUCCACCAAAAUCGUUUGUGAGCAAGCUCCGGGAAGAAAACGAGCUGUUUUCGAGCUACAUGCAUCAAGACGCACACGAAUUUCUCAACUUUAUCUUAAAUAACGCCCCACCAAACGGUUUACUUUCCAACAGCACUUACGACAAGCUCUCAGGGGAUGAAAUCUCCAGUAAGACUUUCGUGCAUGAUUUAUUUGAAGGGCAACUCUCAAACGAAGUGAGAUGCCUGUGUUGCGAAACGGUCACUCGCAGAGUUGAAUCUUUCUUUGAUCUCAGCGUUGACGUGGAACAAAAUUCAUCCCUCACGGCAUGCCUGCGCAGUUUUUCAUCCACUGAGCUUCUUGAAAAGCAAGACAAAUUUUUCUGUGACGCAUGUUGCUCGUUGCAAGAAGCAGAAAGACGAAUGAGAAUCAAAAAGCUGCCGCGUGUGCUUGCGCUACAUUUGAAACGAUUCAAAUAUAUCGAUCAAUUGGGCAAGUAUAAGAAGCUGAGCUACCGGGUAGUGUUCCCUCUCGAGCUUAGGUUAUGUAACACUAGCGAUGAUGCGGAGGAUCCAGACAGGUUGUACUCGCUAUUUGCCGUCGUAGUACAUGUAGGUUCAGGUCCAAAUCAGGGGCAUUAUGUCUCCUUGAUCAAGUCGCACGGUCAAUGGCUGAUGUUUGACGACGACUGUGUGGAGCCCAAGGACGAAAGCGAGAUUCAAAGUGUCUAUGGAAUAACACAAGACAAUGCACAAAGUACUGAAGCUGGAUAUAUUCUUUUCUAUGAGCAAAAAUCCUAAAUGUAAACUGUUUGACGCCUGAGAAUUCAACUUGUACAACUGCAGAGGUUGCAUCAGGCUGA